UAGUAUCACUUUAAGAAAGUGCAGAUAGGAGGAGGAGCUGGUUUCUAUAGUGAACAGGGACAACAAAAGCAGCAGUUUCACAUCCUCUCUGCUGCCCAAGGCAAAUACUGAACAAAGCACUGAGCGGGCUAAUGGGGCAGCCUUUCUGCACACCUACAGCUCAGCUGAACAAUUACAGCUGUACAUAAUGGCUGAAAUAACAGAGCUCCACCAAGCCGCUGCGCUAGGGGAUUACGAUUUGGUGUCACAGAUACUGAAGAAAGGUCUCUAUGACCCAAACUACAAAGAUGGUGACUGGAAUGACAGGACGGCCCUGCACUGGGCUGCGGCCAAAGGCCAAGCAGAUACGGUGAAGCUGCUGAUUGAAUAUGGGGCCCGGCCUUGCUUGAGGACUGACAGUGGGUGGACAGCAGCUCAUUUUGCAGCGGAAUCAGGGAAACUUAGCGUUCUGAGGGCCCUGCACUCCCUGCAUGCUCCCAUUGACAUGGCAGACCUACAUGGAGAUACCCCAAAGAGAAUCGCAGAGAUAUAUGGCCAUAAAGACUGCAUCAAGUUCCUUGAAGGUGCAGAGGCAGAAUGUGCCGUGUAUCGGCAGACAGCAGAAGCAGAGGGAAACCCUUUGGAUGAACUGGAUGAGGAGUGGGAGGCAAAGAAGAGGGAGCUUGAGGAGAUCCAAACAAAGAGGAGAAAUAAAUCUGUUAAACCAAGAGAUCAGAACCAGGACCCUCACCUGUCGCUGUUUCACAAGCCUCCCAUAGUGCAAAGGAAAUCAGCUGUACCCAAAAGUGCAACAGAGCAGAAGGGGAUCAAGUAGCAAUUCCGCAGGACUUUACAGACAGGAAUUUGUGAGAGGAUUCCCCUAAAUAAACACAUGGCUAAUAAGCAUGGAGACUCGGUGAGUAGCACUUCUGCCUUGCAGCGCUGGGGUCCUGAGUUCAAUCCCAAGGAGUCUGUAUGUUCUCUGCAUG
Messenger RNA from Xenopus tropicalis (tropical clawed frog), 968 nucleotides. RefSeq names its product ankyrin repeat domain 66 (gene ankrd66). The transcript is spliced from 5 exons. The coding region runs from base 188 to 814 and encodes 208 amino acids. The record is from RefSeq and is a predicted model, not a curated record. NCBI's taxonomy places the organism in Eukaryota, Metazoa, Chordata, Amphibia, Anura, Pipidae.